Messenger RNA from Musca domestica (house fly), 9495 nucleotides. RefSeq names its product microtubule-associated serine/threonine-protein kinase 4 (gene dop). Gene Ontology annotation, molecular function: protein serine/threonine kinase activity; ATP binding; protein binding. Gene Ontology annotation, biological process: peptidyl-serine phosphorylation; intracellular signal transduction. The transcript is spliced from 11 exons. The coding region runs from base 808 to 8493 and encodes 2561 amino acids. The record is from RefSeq and is a predicted model, not a curated record. NCBI's taxonomy places the organism in Eukaryota, Metazoa, Arthropoda, Insecta, Diptera, Muscidae.
CGCCGCCUUAAAAGCUUCGUUGUCUGCACCCGAGCAAAAUCAUAAAAUCAGUCCAAGACAAAAAUCACACGAAUAGCAAUUAUUAAAUGCAAAAAAGUAGACGGAUUAUACAAAAGAAAAUAGAGAGAAAAUCUCCCCGAAAAACGGUUUAAAAACAAAUUACAAUUAACGGCCUCCCCCUACAAAAAAUAAAGAAAUAAAAUAUCUGUUCGACAAUUGUGAAAAAAAUGAAAAUGUUCAAUGUAUAUUCCAUGGAUAUGAUGUUCAGCACUGCAGCAAUCAGGAAAUUCUCAAAAGAAGACAACACUGAGACAAUUCUACAACGUUUAGUUUAGCGAAAAAAAAAAAUCUAGAGCGUCUGUCCGUCGGCCCGUCUGUCUAUUUUUUGUACUUCUUGUUAUCGUUGUCAUUGUUGUGAACACAGCUCUCAAUUGCUCAAUUCACUCGCUCUAUUGUGUGCUCUCCUGUGAAGUGUACAAUAGUAGCAACAACAACAACAAGUCUAAAUGGAUAAUCCAAUGCGAUUCUGUUGAUGACCACCGACGCAGCAGCCAGGAACAACACUAGCAGCAACAACAUUUGAAGAAAGAAAGGAAGAAGAAAAAAUAUAAAAAGAAGAAAUUUUAUUUUCGAUAUUUCAAGGAAUUGAAUUUGGAACAACCCCUUCCUCCCAUCCGCCCUCAAACGGAAGAGAUAUUAUGAGAGACUUUUAUGUUUUUGUUUUAGAAAAUGUUUAAGAAGUGAAAAUACGGGAUUUGUUUGAUUUCUCCAAGAGCCGACACAGAGCCUUCAAGACCCAACAGCAACAUGUCGAAAGCAACAUCAACAAACAAUAGCACCGCCACCACCUCCUCGAGCUGCACAAUGGCAAACACAAGUACCGUGGCCGCCACCACUAGCCACACCUCAAUGACAGCAACAGCAGCGUCAUCAUCCACCCUCUUGGCCAUGAGCAAAAUGUCCACCUCCACGCCACAAAAGAAGCUACCAGAUGCUGCCGCAACAACAAUGCUGGCCGAUAUCAGUGGUCUCGCUGACACGGAGACAUCAAAUGUCUUCAACGAUGAUACAACCACAUCCAUAUCGCCCAAUCAGAGCAGCAGAAUACAUGGCAGUGGUGGUGGCCACACUGGAGCAGGCAGUGGUGGUUAUAGUAAAUCCAACUCAGCCUCCAACAGCCCGGUGGCCAAGCGCCAUCUGAAUUCAGGCUCCGUGGCCAGGACUCGUCCCCAAUCCAGUUAUUCGGCCAGGGUAUUAAUUUUCGAAGAUUCCGAUCAAGAAUUGGGAGCCCAUGGUAGCAUGGCAGGCGCCGGAGGAGGAGGUAGUAACAAUAGUGGUAAUAGCAUACAAAGUAUUGGCAAUAAUACUCAUGAUGGCACCACCAAAUCAUCCACGGGUUUGGAAAUGUUUGGUUCAUCGCCCAAAAACGAUUCAUCGAUAUCCUCAUCACAGUCGCUGUUAAGAAAUUUAAAUUUGACAAAAUCCUCAUCGGGUGGUUUAUCGGGAAGUUCGAUAUCAUUGCCGGCCAGAGGCUAUGGGGCGUUGUUGCGCAAGAUAUCCUAUCAGCAGCAUACCUAUUCCAUGAGAUCGAGUAGUAAUGAUUCCUCAAAUUUGGUACGCAUGCGCAACACAUCAUUGGGUAAAUCGGCCCCCUGCCUUACGGGCAGCAAUUCAUUUCGCGAUCGCGAUACUAGCCUGUGUCUGGGCCAAACUAGUAUGCAUGCCAUUACUCAUUCACCAUCAUCCACAUCAUGUAAUAUUCACCCAACAUCAGCAGUAGCAGCAUCAUCAUCAUUAUCAUCGUCCAACUCGAAUACAUCAACAUCUAAUGCAGCAGCGGCGUCGUCAUCGUCUGCGGCACCCAACGCCAACACCAGCUCCUUGAACAUUUCUCGUUCGGGCAGUUGUGCCGGUUUGGGUAUUGGUAAACAUCAUUUACAUGGUGUUGUUAUGCGUGGCUCCGCCGCCAGUUCAAGUGGUGUGGCUCAUCAUCGUUUAAGUUUGGUUACCGGUGGCAUAGGGGCAGCUGCUGCAGCAGCUGCGGCCGCGGCGGCAGCAGCAAAUUCAAGAUCUCAUUCGCCAUAUUCGGCAAGUCCGGUGGACAGUCCACGCAUCAAUUCGCCAAUGCAAUUUGCUUUUGCACCCAUCAAACGUAUAGCCACAUGUCGUGGUGAUGGUAGAAGAUGGUCUGUGGCUUCAUUGCCUUCGUCGGGCUAUGGCACCACACCGGGUAGUUCAAAUUUAUCGAGUCAAUGUUCCAGCCAGGAGGCCUUGCAUCAGUUACCCAAUAUGCCCGGUGGCCAUGAUGAUCAUCAAAACAUGCAUUUAAUGGCAGGAGGAGCGGGAGAAAUGGCUGGCAAUGCCUUGGUGAAUUGUUGUGCCGAGCAUAUGCACCAACACCAGCAGUCCUUGGCGGCGGCGGCUGCUGCUGCUGCCACAAAUCGACCCCACUGUGUGAAACAUUGUGCUUUAAUCAACAACAACACUACAACGAAUAAAAAUACCGUCCCAGGACAGGCAAGUCCUAAGCAACAGCAGCAAUUUAAACCACAACAUGUGCCAAGCGGCAAUGCCGCUCCUGCCACACCCCUUAAGCCAUGCCCCAACUGUUGUGCCGACAUAAAUACGGCCUGUAAUCCCAAUGCCCCAAGGACUCCUGGCUCGAAUAACACCAGUGGAAGUGGCCAAAAUAGCGGUGGACGGAUGUCUCCCUUCCACCGGCCACGCUCCAGAUCAUUGUCCAGUCCCUCACGCUCGCCUGCCAUUGAUAAUGAGAUUGCUUUAAUGAAUACCAUGUACAAGGAACGUUUCCCCAAGGCCACCCAACAGAUGGAAGAGAGACUGAAACAUUUCAUAAAUGAAAAUAAAUCGGCGGUGUGCAAUAGUUUCCGGGACUCGCAGCCAAUUGUGAGAUUUGUCCAUCAUCAGGUAUUGGAAAUGGCGCGAGAUUGUCUAAAUAAAUCCGAGGCCAAAUUGAUAACCUCAAGAUAUUUCUAUGAAAUGAGUGAGAAUCUGGAACGUUUACUAAUGGAAACAAAAGAGAAAAGUCCCGAGGCUGCCGUGGAAUUGGCUGGGGUUAUCAAGAAAUUGCUUUUGAUAAUAUCCCGGCCAGCCAGGUUAUUGGAAUGUCUGGAAUUUGACCCAGAAGAGUUUUAUCAUUUGUUGGAAGCGGCCGAGGGACAGGCCAAGGCCAUACAGGGCAUCAAGGCAGACAUACCGCAGUAUAUUAUACACAAACUGGGUCUUAAUCGGGAUCCCAUAGCGGAAAUGCAACAAGAGGCUAAAGAGACCAGGGAGGUGUGUGAUAAUAAAGGUUCCAACAACUCGAGUGUUUUGAAUGAUUCCGGCACCCCAUGUUCACUGCUGUUGAGCUCUCCUCUCACCUGUGUCUCGGUGACUUUGAAUCCCAAUGCUGAGCUGAAUCUAUUGGCCAACAGUGGUUCAAAUACACCCCAUCCACCCAUGCCCUUACAGCCGCCUCAAACCCCCGUUGCCAUUGGCGAAAUGCCUCCCUUUGGCGCCACACUCAACAAACAAACAAAUCUCAACUUGACACCGCAGGAAAAGGCGGCCCUGAAACCUUCAUUCGGUGUUGCCAAUCAACAGCAGCUCCAUGAAACACAAACACCCCCACAACAGUCAACCGGCCAACUUCCACCACCACCACUACCGCCACCACAACCCAUACCCAGCGAACAUGAUUUCGACAUUGUUAAACUGAUCUCAAAUGGUGCUUACGGUGCUGUCUAUCUGGUGAAACACAAGACCACCCGCCAACGUUUUGCCAUGAAAAAAAUCAAUAAAAAUAAUCUCAUUUUACGCAAUCAAGUCGAACAGGUCUUUGCUGAGCGUGACAUAUUAUCCUUUGCCGAUAAUCCGUUUGUCGUCAGCAUGUACUGUUCGUUUGAGACGAAAAAGCAUUUAUGUUUGGUCAUGGAAUAUGUAGAGGGUGGCGAUUGUGCCACCCUGCUCAAGAAUAUUGGUCCGCUGCCGGCGGACAUGGCCCGUUUUUAUUUUGCCGAAACUGUAUUAGCUGUUGAGUAUUUGCAUAGUUAUGGCAUUGUUCAUCGCGAUCUUAAACCAGAUAAUUUGUUAAUUACCGCAUUGGGUCACAUAAAACUGACCGAUUUUGGUCUCUCGAAAAUGGGCCUUAUGUCGUUGGCCACAAAUUUGUAUGAGGGUUAUAUUGAUUCGGAGACCAGGCAAUUUUCCGACAAGCAAGUUUAUGGCACCCCCGAGUACAUUGCCCCCGAGGUGAUAUUGAGGCAGGGUUAUGGUAAACCUGUCGAUUGGUGGUCAAUGGGUAUAAUCUUGUAUGAAUUCCUAAUUGGUUGUGUACCGUUCUUUGGCGAAACAGCAGAGGAGUUAUUUGCCCAUACUGUCAAUGAUGACAUUGAAUGGCCCGAUAAUGAUGAUUGGCCUGUCCAGCCGGAAGCUAAAGAUAUUAUAACACAAUUGUUGCAACAAAAUCCCCGUGAUCGUUUGGGUACCCAGGCGGGGGCGUUGGAAGUUAAGGAGCAUUUCUAUUUUGAUGGUCUGGAUUGGAAUUCGUUGUUGCGUCAAAAGGCCGAAUUUGUACCACAAUUGGCAAAUGAUGAUGAUACCAGCUAUUUUGAUACUCGCAUGGAUCGUUACAAUCAUGACUUGGGUGGUGAAGAUACCGAUGACACAGAUGAUACUCCCGUAUUUGGUUCUUUUUCAUCGUAUACGCCGCAGUAUCGCAAGCAGCAUUAUUCAUGGUCGCGCACCACGUCGGCAUCGUCCACAACAUCUGUGGCCUCGUCGACAUCACAAAAUUAUCCAUCAGCAUCAGCUGCAGCCGCGCCUACGACAACAACAACAGUUCAAAAUGCCACAACAACAAGUGGUACAAUAACCACAACAACAACAGCAGUUAGUGCAUCCUCAACGCAGGAAACCCAGAAAUUGCUGGUUACCGAAAGUUCAUCAUCGCCCACAAAUACUGUGGACUCUGUGGCCAAGUGUCGUAAAAUUUCAGCACCCUUGGCAGCAGCCGCAGGAGGUGGCAAUAGCAUUACAACUAUUAGUACAUUAAAUCAACAUAUGGUCAAUAAGGUCCUGACCACACCACAAUUGAGGAAGAUUGAGCUAUCCACAACCUGUGUUAAGGUCCCCUCAACUCCCGAUGCUGAUUACUUGCCUGAGUUGUUGCACAAUGUCACCAUUGGCAAUGACAAUGAGUUGCGUAUGCUAAAUCAGUUCUUGAGACAGCCGGGAGGUGGUAAUAUCCCCUCCUCGCCCUCCUCCGGCCAGCAGCACAGUAGUUUGGCUUUGCAACCCAUUAAGCCGGAAAGACAUCACCAUCAUCAUCAGCGUCAUAGUAUGCCACCCAAUACCACAACAAUAAUCACAACUCCGGCUACACCACCCGCAGCCAUGGUCAAUGCUCCGGUGGAAGUGGGCCAACAGCAGGGAACUAACACCACCAAAUCCCAUCAAACAAAUUCUUCAUCUACCAGCAGCUGUGGCUCCUCAUCAUCGACGACAGUGGAAUUAAAAGCGAACAGCAACAACACAACUUCUUCUUCGUCUACUUCUUCGUCCACCUCAAGUACAACAACAGCAGCAGCAGCAGCAAUAGCAACAAUAAAAACUACAAAUCCUUCUCUAAUUUCAACAAUAACCACCGAACGCAAACUUGCCGAUACUCAUAAGUUAGCACGCAGUACACCGGAAUCAUCGCAGACAGACAGCGAUGAUUUCUCACCUCAGAUAGCCCGUAAACGUAAGGGUGUAUGUGCCCGUGAUAUAUUGCCCAGAUUCUCUAUAUCCAUAGAAGAUGAGACCAUCAGUGGGGGAUCAUCUUCGGCGGAGAACACCCGGGAACAAUCGCCGCUGGCAUUGCAACAUCAGAAAUCAAUUGAUAGCCAUAUGGCCACGAAGAAUCAUCGUUCUCGUUCGUCCAUUGUUAAGUCGGCCUCGGCCCUGGGUCUGUCACUAAUGUCAUCAGCCAUUGACAAUGUCCAGUUGGCCCAGCAGUUGUGCAACAUCACCGCCGGCAUACAAUCCCCCAGCAGUGUAACUGCCGGAGGUGGUGGUGGAGGCGGUGGUUCCAGUACAGCUUCUUCCCGUGACACAUCACCCUGCCGGGAAUUGUCGCCCUUGGUUACAAAUCUCAAGCCACCGAUUAUCAUUAGACGUGGUCCACGUGGUUUUGGUUUCACCGUACACACGAUACGUGUGUAUUAUGGUGAUACCGAUUUCUAUACCAUGCAUCACUUGGUAAUGGCGGUGGAUGAGGGUAGUCCUGCUUUUGAGGCUGGCCUAAGGCCGGCCGAUCUAAUAACUCAUGUCAAUGGGGAGACAGUGCAAGGUCUGUUCCAUACACAAGUCUUGCAAUUGUUGUUGAGUGGUGGUGAACAUGUCACUCUGAGGGCCACACCCUUAGAACAUACCAGCAUUCAGAGUGGUGGACGCAAACGGGAUCUAAUGCAGAGUAAGCUGGCCAAGAAGGGUGUCAAUCGCCAGAAGAAACAAACCAAGAAGGAGCAUGACAAGAAACGCAAGACCUCGCUGUUUAGGCGCAUAAGUAAUAAGCGUGCCUCGGCGGAGAUCCAACAGAUGGCUGCUGGCAUCAACUCGCCCACAACACCCUCGGCUGUGGGCACGGCCAUUGGUAGGAAUUUAUCUCCUUUGGAUUCAUCAUAUCAUAGUAGUAGUUGUUGUCAAUCAGCGGCCACCUCAUCCCAAUCAACAUCACCCUCAUCCUCCUCUCCCAAUACCCCAACGGGUGGUGGUGCUGGCAAUGGUAAUAGUGGUGUUGUAGCCAAUAUUGUGUCGGGUCCUGGCAAUAAUACCGGUAUAGGAUUUGUAAGCACUUCCAACACCGUGCUUCUGCCAAUUGCGGGCUCUGUUAGUGGAGCUGCCACCGCAGGAGGGGCACCAGUUGUGGGUGUAAUGGGCAAUAUACCAGUCUCACCAACAUCGGUGCCACAAUUGUAUCAACGACCCUCAACCUUGCAUGGUCUGAAACACAAACUACACACUGGUUGUGCUGGUAACACAACCGUUUGUCCCACUGGUUCGGGUGUCAAGGCAUUGCACACCAACUCCACAGCAUCAAUGCCAAAUCGUCGUAAAUCUGUAGGUCAUAUUCCUCUCUCACCGUUGGCUAGAACUCCCUCACCAUCACCACUUCCUUCUUCGCCCACACGUUCUCCAUCGCCGCUGGCUUUUCCGUUGAUUGGCCAUCAGCCAGGCUCAUCGAAUACAACGCAGUCGUAUAGUCCCGGAGGAUCAUUGCCGGUGGUGCAAACUGUCACGGCUGGUUCUAAGAAGACCGGAUUUGUGCGGACAAAAUCCUCGGAACCCAGUUCACCAUUGUUGAGGCGGGCCCUAUCACCAGAUCGUCUACAUCCACGUAGUGCCGAAACAAAAUGUACUCUAAUUUCACCGCUUUGUUGUUCACCACCCAUAAAACAGCCACAACGUGUCAUUGGUGGAGUAUGGCGUCCUAAUAACAACAAUAGCAAUGCAACUACUAAUCCAAAUACCACAUGUAUUUCUGCAGCCGGUGGUCAGGCAAUCGGGGCAACCACCCUACCACCAAUAACCUCCGCCGCCGUCGCCGUCGCCCAUCAUUCCCAACAAUCGAACACCACCUCGUCCUCGCCCCUGUCGUCAGCAUCAACAUCAGCUUGUAGUCGUUUGAUUGAACAGUGCGAACAACAUCUAUCAUCCAAUACCACGAGUCUCAGCUCAAACACCAACAACACCACCAAUAAUACCACCAUUAUUGAAGAUACUAUUAUGUGUGAUGUUUCACAGACAACAUCAUCAUCCUCAUCCUCAAGUUCUAAUUCUACUUCUGCUCUAGUAAGUACACCAUCCGGUAUGGUAAUACCGGGUGAAAUGAUGUUACCUCGCAUUGCUGAAGAGAAAGACUCGCCCACCAGUACAUCGGAAUCGACAACACCGGGUUUUAUGCAGACCAUUGCCGAGCAUCAUGAGGGCGGUGAUGACCCAAUGUUUUGCGCGACAAGAGAGAAAUCUACUGAGAGGGAUAGGCAAAUGGAUACGGGAUCGUCGUCUAUAGCCGCCACAACAGCGGGAACUAAAGAUGCUGGAAAUAAAACGAAAUGCAACGAAAGCACAACUGUAGAUACUGCUUCUAAAACUACAAAAUCAACUACGCAACAAACUAAUACUACUGCUACUACUGUUGUUGGUGGUGGCAGCAGCAGUGGCACCACGAAAACCCCCUACACAAAUCAACAAACUACUAAAACAAAUACCACCAUUGCUACUAGUAGCAGCAGCAGUACCCUAGCUACUGUUUCAAGUCACCAGACGAGAUCAUCAAAAUCUCCAAUAACUAUAGCAACAUCAUCGUCAUCAUCUGCAUCGGCAAGUUUAAAACGUGAACAAUUUUCAGCAAGUUCGAGUCAUGGUUCAGGUUCAGGUAAUCUUGGUGGUGGUGGAACAAGUGUGGCUGGUGCUUCAAAAUCUACAAGUAGUAAACAAAAGAAAUAAAAAACGUGUGAAAUUAACUGAAAAAAAAAAACAAAUUCGUUGUUUAAAAAAGGAUUCCAGUUUUUUAAACAAAAUUUAAUUUUUUUUUUUGGCAAAAAAUUGGAAUUUUUCCUGAAAGAAAAAAAUUAGGGUUUGCUAAAUAAACAAACAAAAAUAUUAAGUGUUUAUCUUCUCUCAUUAGGAAAUUAAUUAUUAAUUACAAUUACAACAACUAUUUUUAAACAAGCAAAGCAAAACAAACAAACAAACAUACUAUACUAUACUCUACUCUACUCUUAAUCUAUACAAGUUAUAUAAAUAGUAAAUAUAAUUACAUACAUAUUUUGAUGAUUGCCAUAUUCAUAAAAGAGAAAAUGCAAAACAAAACAAGAUUUCUUAAAUGUAUAAUUUAUUGGAAACAAAAUACAUAAAUACUAGAGAUUUACACAAAGAGAGUAUAAAACAAUUUUGAAUCGCUUUAAAUUUACAAAGUACUCCGUACCGUAAUGUUAAAGAAUCUAAAAAUUAAAAACAAAACAAAAUAAUAUUGAAUAUAUACUUUGGAAAUAUUUUAAUAAUUAAUAAUAUAUUUCUAUAAAAAAUAAUCCCCUCCUCUAUAUCUCUCCCUCUCUCUCACUCUCAUUAACAAAAAGUGAGGUUAGAACUUUGUUUUGCAAAAUUAAGACAAGCAUAACAAACCCCAUUCUUCUUUAUAUCCUUUAAAUAUAAAUAUGUUUAUUGUUUUAUGUUUUAAUUUUCCCCCCCUCAUUAAAUAUGCCUUUAUAUUGUAUACAUAUUCCCUUUCCCCAUAAUCCACCCCCUAGCCCCCUUUUUUUCUAUAAACUAUGGAGUUGUGCAUUUGUGCAAUAUAUUUAAAUUUAUAAACCACAAUAAAAAAAUAACCAAUUAUGUUUAGCUUACAAGAGAAAUUUAGAGCAAAAAUUAUGAAAAUUAAUGGCAAACGAUUCAAUGCUUUGUUAAAAGAAGAACAAUUCUGAAUAUUAAAAAUAAACAAAAAAAUAU